This is a messenger RNA of Neurospora tetrasperma FGSC 2508, 2943 nucleotides long. RefSeq lists its product as uncharacterized. The transcript is spliced from 2 exons. The record is from RefSeq and is a predicted model, not a curated record. NCBI's taxonomy places the organism in Eukaryota, Fungi, Ascomycota, Sordariomycetes, Sordariales, Sordariaceae. Bases 1 to 1812 code for a protein of 603 amino acids. Gene Ontology annotation, biological process: carbohydrate metabolic process.
AUGUUAAUCCAAUGGGCCAAAGUGGCUUUCUUAGUCACGGCUGCCUCCGCUGCCGAACAGUCCUUCUCAUUCCUACCUCGUCACCUGGGGAAAGAUGAUCCGGUUAUCGUCAAAGGACGAGACUACGUCUUCAACGUGACGUUAUUCAAUGAGAUGAUGAACGCUAUCGAUGUCAUGCAAGAAGUCUAUUUCCAGCCAUGGGUUGGCACAUGGCCCUCUGCUAUCGACUGGACCGCUGCUGUUUUGGGGACACACAUUGCCGGUACCCUUGAAACUCUACAUCGGAGCCUCGAGAUAGCGGCGUCUAGGGGGAUCGAAAUCUUAGAGGGGUGGUCAGCAACGGAGAACACAAUCUCUCUUUACUUCUCCCAGUUGAUCGGCUUUUACUUCGGCCAGAACAUCUUUGCACUCCGCCAGGAAGCUUUUGAUGACAUGCUCUGGGUUGUAUUGGGCUGGCUCGAUACCACCAAGUUUGUUGAUGGGUAUAGCGGUACAUCCAGCCGGCCGCUGUCAGACUUUGGUGACGGCAAUGGUGUUGAGUUUCCAACAGAAACGUUACGGAAUCGUACCUGGCACGGGACUUUGUGGACUCCGGCGUUUGCUCACCGAGCGAGGAUAUUUUGGGAGCUGGCAGCCGCCGGCUGGGAUACGACACUCUGCGGCGGAGGGAUGAACUGGAACCCUCGAUUGCUGCCGUAUAAAAACGCCAUCACCAAUGAGUUAUUCAUCGCCGCAUCGGUGAUGAUGUACCUCCAUUUCCCUGGGGACGAGAACAACUCACCUUUCAUCUCUUCUGAGCACAGCCAGCAGCCCAGGUCUCCUCCCAAUCAUUCAACAGACAAGAAAUGGUACCCACACGAUCCCAAGUACCUCGCCGCUGCGCAGGACGCCUACAGCUGGUUGCUUUCCUCCAAUAUGACUAACGAACUCGGCCUAUACGCCGACGGCUUCCACAUCUCCGGCUACUCCUCCGGCAGCAACAAUACCAAGUGCGACGAGCGCGACGAGAUGUUGUACACCUACAACCAAGGCGUCCUUCUCACCGGGCAGCGGAACCUCUUCAGCGUUGAUCCCGAUCCAUCCUACCUGAAGGCAGGCCACACGCUCAUCCAAAACGUCAUCCGAGCGACCGGCUGGGACCUGGCGCGGGACUCUCCAGUUGAUGACCUCGAUAAGCUUAAGCCAGGCGAGCUCCCGCCCUGGCGCGGCUUGGGCCGGGCGGGUAUCCUUGAAGAGGUCUGCGAUGCGAAGGGCGAGUGCUCGCAGGAUGCGCAGACUUUCAAGGGGAUUUGGAUGCACCAUUUUACUGCGUUUUGUUCACCCAUCACCCAACCACAACCACAACUACACCACACAACAAAGACAACUACAGCACCACCUCCCGGUCCUGACCUCUGGAAAAGCAUAGCAAAAGAGCACUCAGCAGCUUGCCUACGGUAUUCCGGCUGGCUGAAGCACAACGCGCAUGCGGCAGCGCGCACCAGGGACAGCCAAGGCAAGUUUGGGGUCCCGCAGACUUCUGAGUGGGUUCCGGCAGGAAAAUUGCUGCCUGGAGGCGGAGGCGGAGGGCCAGGAGGUCCAACGGUGGUUUAUAAAGAUCGGGACAGUAAGGUGCAGCGUCCGUUGACUGGAAGCUGCCAGUUAAGUAAAGGGUCGAAAAAGACGGGUCUUAACGUGGCUGAGGAGUGUAGCCGGAAAGUGGUGGAUGAUGGUGAUCCGAAUACUCGCGGUAGGGGCAGGACGGUGGAAACACAAAGCGGAGGGUUGGCGGUAUUGAGAGCGUUGUGGGAGCUUUCUGUACAGGGUGAGUAGAGUGGUGGUCUUCUAGAGAGAAGUAUUGCACAUAGGUCCUAACUUGAAUAACUUUAUUCUAACAAGCCCUUAUUUUUCAUACCUUAUUUAGACUGCAGUAACACAUCAAGAAUGCUUUCGACAGUCCUAACAAGAUUGACCUGUACAUUGCAAAGUUGAUGUAAAACACAGCCAUAUCAGUCCUCUGUCUUUGUGGAUAUACCCCCCAACUUGUUCUUGUUCACCUGGUGAUAUUGCGAAACUGGUUCCUUUGUGAUGUUGAAACCACCGGCUUCUUCCUGGCCGUCACUCCCUAAUGAUAACCUUUGCCUCCGACAAAGGAAGAAGGAGAAAAAAAAAGAGUUGGGCGUCCAUAUGACCAAAUACUGGUAAUGCCUAGUCCAUACCCAAAAAAAAGCGAUCCAUCAACCCGUUAACCAUUCGUAAUAGUAACACCUAACGUCAGUCAUUCCGUAUUCCAUGCCUCCUAGCACCCUAUAGUCAGUCAUCAGCCCAAGCAUUAUCAUGAUCCCUCCUGUCGUCGUUGUUGUUCUUGUUGUCGCUCGAGUUACCGAGUAAAGGCACCGAACCUCCUGCCCGCGAUGGCGAUCCAUCGUCAUCGUCAUCCAGGGCUCUCGCCAAGUCAUCCGGAUCGUGCAUCUUAGCGUCCGGAUCCAGGACCUCCGUCACUCCAUGAUCCUCCAGCGACUGCUCAUGAUCAAGCACACCGUCAUCGGCGCUAACUGAGAUACCACGAGCGCCCCACUUGGAUCUCGGCGCCGAACCACGGCUGUUUCCGUUGCUAAUGCCAAUACCGUUGACCCCGCGUCGUCCUCCUAGAGCAGGGGCGCUCUCCUCGUCGUCAUCCGCGCUGUGCUCCCCAGUCAUACGCUUGUUGCCGAAGAUGUGAGUGAGAAGCCAUCCGCGCUGCAGGUCAUCGGAGUCGACAACGCCGCCGUUCCGCAGCUUGACACGCUGGCGUGUCCAGUAGACCCAGGCGAAGUCGGCGUAUAGGGCUGUCUGGAUGAGGCCAAAGACAAUGGAGAUACCAUCAGGCUUCCGGCCAUUGAUGUCGAGCGCACGGACGAUCCAGUUCAAAAUGUAGAGGGCGCGGUAGGAGCCCAGGAACACGAUGUAUAACGAAGUGAUGAC